Archocentrus centrarchus (flier cichlid) is the source of this 913-nucleotide messenger RNA. RefSeq names its product twist-related protein-like. Gene Ontology annotation, molecular function: RNA polymerase II transcription regulatory region sequence-specific DNA binding; DNA-binding transcription factor activity, RNA polymerase II-specific; protein dimerization activity. The record is from RefSeq and is a predicted model, not a curated record. Lineage: Eukaryota; Metazoa; Chordata; Actinopteri; Cichliformes; Cichlidae. Bases 163 to 711 code for a protein of 182 amino acids. Gene Ontology annotation, biological process: developmental process; regulation of transcription by RNA polymerase II. The transcript is spliced from 2 exons.
CUUUCUGUGGCGCGCGAGAUUUACCGUAAUACCAACUCACACCCCGCCGCGGGCCACACUCCUGUUACCUGUCGUGUUUGUUGACGUUGUAACCACUACAGUGGAUUUGGGUCAAGGGUUGUAACGGUUCAACGGGACACAGAAAGCAUUUCUAAAAAGACGAUGCGGGAAGACGAUUCCUCCCCAAUGGAUAGCGCUGGCAACAGCGAGGAGGAGACCGACCGCCAGCUGCCGCGGAGAGGCGCGAGGAAAAGGCGGACGGUACGGAGGAGCACGGACGAAGAGGAGGAGGGAGCCGUGGAGAGCCCCUGUCCCGGGAAAAAGAAAUGCAGAAAGAGCGGCGACGGAGAGGGAGGUAGCACCGGGAGCGGCGGCAGCGAGGCCAGCAGUAGCCCCGCGCGCUCAUUCGACGAUCUACAGACGCAGCGCGUGAUGGCCAACAUCCGCGAGCGGCAACGAACGCAGUCCCUCAACGAGGCAUUCACCUCGUUACGUAAGAUCAUUCCCACCCUACCCUCUGACAAACUCAGCAAGAUCCAGACCCUGAAGUUGGCAGCCCGGUACAUUGACUUCCUUUGCCAAGUUCUACAGAGUGACGAGCUGGACGCGCGAGGGACCAGCUGCAGCUACGUGGCGCAUGAGCGCCUGAGCUAUGCGUUCUCAGUCUGGAGGAUGGGGGGCGCGUGGUCCUUGUCUACUACGUCCCACUAGCAGUGCUGCUGCUGGUGACACAGCACGAUUACCCAGACUGAAGAACCAGUGGAUCAGGCAAACUCUUCGGAUAGAAUAAAACAGGCCAAACACACCUGGGCCCCAGUCUCAGCUGCUGUGCUUCAGGCCUCAGAGGAAAGCAGCCUUUUCAUAUUUCCCUUAGCACAGACUGAAAUGUUUGCAAGGGAGCACUUAGGACAGA